Messenger RNA from Laccaria bicolor S238N-H82, 1800 nucleotides. RefSeq lists its product as uncharacterized. NCBI's taxonomy places the organism in Eukaryota, Fungi, Basidiomycota, Agaricomycetes, Agaricales, Hydnangiaceae. Bases 1 to 1800 code for a protein of 599 amino acids. The transcript has 4 exons. The record is from RefSeq and is a predicted model, not a curated record.
AUGGCACGCGGCACUGGACGGAAACGUGGUCGUGGUCGUGGCCGUGGCACUUUUCGCGGAUCAUCCACGCCCACGGACACCUCAAGCACCGGCUUGAAGAUCACCAUUCCACUCUUCUCCGCUCUUCGCAGUGGGCUCCCAGCUAAUCCUGCUCCUCUUGACAACGGUGGGGCUUCAGUGUCUGUCAGAAAUGUCUCAGCCCCUGCAUACAACCCUCCAUCUACCCCUCACCAAGUUGAAACACACUCACAGGAUGAGCCACUUCUCCCAAACGAGCCUCUCCCAUUGACCCCUACACAAGAGGGAGAAGAAGAAAUUGUCAUAACACCUCCUCCUCCCCCUUCAAAAGAAGCUGUCAGGAGGGCAAGAGAGGAAGUUCUUGGUGGUGGUAGAUUUGACGAGGAUGAGGAUGAGGAAAUCAGCAUCGAGGACCUGCAUGCUCUCAACAACUCUCGCAAGCGUGGCUGGGGCGAAGCUCCUGAUAGAGUGCUUGCUGAGGAUGGGGAGGACGAGGAUGCUGAGGAUGAGGAUGCUGAGGAUGAGGUUGAAAUUGUUGAGAAACCACGUCCAUCGAAGAAGGCGCGGAAGCGAGGAGGUGACGAUGCUCCUGCUUCGGUUGAAACAAGCAUUGAGCCUAGUAAAAAGGUGGUGCUUCUUAUCCCCAAUGUUUCCAGUGAAGGGGCUCGUCGCAAGACAUUGAGCUUCGAUACGGAUUACGAUGACGCCCUUUCAGUCAUCUAUGCUACCAUUGGAUGUGCGAACGUUCAGAAGAAGCCUCGCCUUGGCUACAAAUUCUCGUCGGCUGCCCAAAAGACACAGCCAAUUGAUCUCAGCAGUGAAGACGAUUGGACAGGCAUGCUUGAGGACCUUCGCGCGUUGCAGAAGAAGAAGAAAAUGGGCAUAUCAGUCAACUUGUCCGUUGGUCCCGAGGCUUACAUGGCAUCCCUUCGGAAUCAUUUGAAGAAUGGGAAGGCCACGCAGCGUUCUGAGGGUGGAUGGGGAGGAGGGGGCACUGGUCGGAAAAAAGGUAAGGUGCUGAUGAUGGAUCUUGGGGAUAAUGAUGACGAUGAAGAUGAUGGCAAUGGGAUGAUGGAAAAAGAGAACAAGGCCUACGGACAACUCGAGAAAGUCCUGACAAAGUGCCAGCUUUGUGGACCAACGAAAUUCUGCAAGAUCAACAAGGUGGGCGAACAUGUAUGCCUCUCCUUUCAGCAACGUCGGGGUUGGGCUGUCGCAUUGGCAAGUGGGGCUCAUGGUGUUACCUUGCAAAAUCCACCAAAAAGCGAGCUUUUCCGUGAUUUUAGCAGUCACCCCUUGCUUUCGAGCAAAUCUGCUGUUAGUUCCCCAGCAGUUGCCCCACCAGGGUUCAUGACCCCUCAAGCGAUGGGUCAACCGUACAUGUUUCCGUGGUACAUGCCCCCAGCUCCUGGCUACCCAGGUGGUUAUCCACCAACCCCAACCCCAAUGUAUCCACCUCCUCACCAACAACCCCAACCUCCUCCUGCCCAUGGUAUUCCUUCGAGUGACGGCUUUGACGAUACAUAUGCAAAUCCUUACCCCGAGAUCAAUGCAUUCAUCACAAAGCUAUCGGAAAAGCAGCCAAGACGCCAGCUCACCAAGCAUAUUGCUGAUUUCGAUGUGAAAGAUUACUACAACAUUGACCAACUUGCCAAAAUUACUACCGAUCGUCUCUCUGGGCCGGAAUUUGGUAUGACUUCAGGUAAUGCUGAGUUUUUAUUAGAUGCUGUUCGUGCUGAGAUCAAGAAGAUUGAUCGUGUUCACGGUAAGAAACGUGCUUGA